CCAUUGUUAUUUAAAGUUAGCGUUUGCCAACGCGGACUGUUUCUGGAGCGACCCUCUACCUGUAUAUUGUAAAAAGUGGCGCAACAAAGCUGUCAGUUAUGAUGCUGCUGAAUUCAUUAGCAUCGCUCUACUUCCUGGCCGCUGUUGCCUUUGCUGUGCCUGCUCAGGAGAAGCGCAUCCAUCACCAGCCUGAUCUGAGUGACCACGCCCAUGAUGAUGCUCACAGUUUCCAGUAUGACCAUGAGGCCUUCCUGGGUAAAGAAGAGGCCAAGACCUUUGACCAGCUGACUCCUGAGGAGAGCAAAGAUAGAUUAGCGAAGAUAGUGGACCGUAUCGACACUGACAAGGAUGGCUACGUCAGCCACGGAGAGCUGCAUUAUUGGAUCAAACACCGACAGAGGAGGUACAUCGAGGAAAAUGUUAACAAACACUGGAAGGACUACGACAAGAACCAAGAUGACAAGAUAAGCUGGGAGGAGUAUAAAAACACCACCUAUGGCUACUAUCUGGGAGAGGAGUUUGAUGAUAUUGAUGACAAGGAGACUUAUAAGUCCAUGCUCAAAAGAGAUGAAAGGCGCUUUAAGACGGCUGACCGAGACAGUGACGGCAUUGCCACACAUGAGGAGUUCACUGCCUUCCUUCACCCUGAGGAGUUUGAUUACAUGAAAGAUUUGGUAAUUCAGGAAACUGUGGAGGACAUUGAUAAGAAUGGGGACGGGAAGAUCAACUUGGAAGAAUACAUCGGUGAUAUGUACACAGCCGAGGAUGGGGAAAGUGAGCCUGACUGGGUCCAGACAGAGAAGAAACAUUUCUCGGAGAUCAGGGAUACCAAUAAGGAUGGGUACCUGGAUGCUGACGAAGUAGGACAGUGGGUUUUGCCUGGAGAGGUUGACCAUGCUGACAAUGAAGCCAAACAUUUGAUCCACGAGACAGACACUGACAAGGAUGGCCGUCUGAGUCUACCUGAGAUACUUGACAAGAUGGACUUCAUCAAGACCAGUACAAUGACCGACUAUGGAGGGAUGAGGGUGGAUGGCCGUGAUGAACUGUGACUUCAGUUUGGUCCCAUAUACAAAUGUUUUACACAAAAAUCUAUGACUUGUGAAUAUUUUCUUAUCUGAAUUGAUUCAUCCUAUACAAAUUUAAAACACUUAAGGCCACACUUAUCUUACAAAACUGACUCAUCUUUAAACUGGGGUACAUGUUUAUUAGUAAUACAUUUUUAUUCAUAAUUCAAUUCUUUAAAUUUUGUAUACAUUUUCUGAGCUACAGUGAGUGUUACAAGAAACUACUGUUUGAGUUUCUACAGAGUUUCAUCUACUUUUUAGCCUUAGCAGGGCAUACUCUCUUACUGCUUUCUCCACUUCACCCGAGGAAAGCGUGGGAAGUGGGGGUGUGGUACUGUGGUACUAUGGAGACUGCAGGUUUGGACACAGCCCAGUUGACUGAUUCACUAACAUACACACAGUGACAAAAAUGUCAAGAAAGCAUGUUUCAAAGUAAGAACAUUACUGUGCAUAUCUAAGUGAAUGAGGCCCGAUGUGAAGAUCUCCAUCAUGAACAGUGAAGCAGCUCAAAUUUAAACAACAACAGAUCUGCUUAGAACAGGACUUCAUGCAUGUUUAGAGCACCCACUCAAGUUUGUCAGACAAUGCAUUGGAUUGUAAAUUUCAUCUAUGAUAUGAACACAAUAAAAACAUUGAGACAUUG
This is a messenger RNA of Maylandia zebra (zebra mbuna), 1710 nucleotides long. RefSeq names its product reticulocalbin 3, EF-hand calcium binding domain (gene rcn3). Gene Ontology annotation, molecular function: calcium ion binding. Lineage: Eukaryota; Metazoa; Chordata; Actinopteri; Cichliformes; Cichlidae. Gene Ontology annotation, cellular component: endoplasmic reticulum. The record is from RefSeq and is a predicted model, not a curated record.